Messenger RNA from Sinocyclocheilus rhinocerous, 1295 nucleotides. Its product is annotated as zona pellucida-like domain-containing protein 1. Lineage: Eukaryota; Metazoa; Chordata; Actinopteri; Cypriniformes; Cyprinidae. The record is from RefSeq and is a predicted model, not a curated record. The coding region runs from base 19 to 1275 and encodes 418 amino acids. The transcript has 11 exons.
CCUAAACCAACCGCAAGCAUGAUCCAAGGUUCACGUUCAGCAAACAGCAGAAAAGAAUUUCUCCUCAACAUCUUCCUCUUACUCCUAGCUACAAAAUUAGACAAAAGCUUUCAGUUAGCGUUGAGUGACUGCGGAUCAGAAUACAGACGUCCAGAGUAUACAGACAUCUCUGUAGACUGUGGAACGGAGUACAUCAAUGUGGCUAUCAAAUUCUGUCCUGUCAUGUACACCGGCUACAACGAAUCAGAGUUAAUCCUCAACAAAGUCAUGAAUAACCCAGAUUGCAGGGCGACCCUCGAUACUACAGUCUUACCUCCCAUGGCCCGAUUUAGGUUCCCGCUUAACUCAACCAAUGCCUGCGGCAGCAACUUUGUUACAAUAAGGAGCAUAGGGACAGGAGUAUUCUCGGACUUCUCCAAUAUCGAGACGGUCAACAUCAGUGGAAUUGUACAAUCGAAAGACAUCACAACAGGCACUGUGACGUAUAACGCUGAGCUGAAGUACUACUACUCAUGCGCCUAUCCUCUGGAGUACCUGAUCAACAACACUCGGGUGGAUGUGUCGGCCUCCUCGAUUGCAGUAAAAGACAACAAUGGCAGUUUCAUCAGCACUCUGAGUCUCAGACUCUUUAAAGACAUAAACUACACAGAGCCUCUCACCAUGCCUCCCCUCGGUAUUGAGCUGAGGACAAAUGUGUUUGUGCAAGUGGAGGCCACCAACUUGACCUCCCAGUACUUUGUGUUGCUGGACAGAUGCUACGCCUCCAUUUCCACUACACCCACCACCAGAAACUUCUUCAACCUCUUUGUGCCCUGCGGCAGUGAUUGGCUCACUAAAAUGCUGGUGAAUGGGGAGAUGCAGCUUGCUCGGUUCUCGUUUCCGGCCUUCCGCUUUACAGAGCAGCAGAACCAGACAGUAUCUACAUACUAUCUGCACUGCAUCACAAGACUGUGUGAAAUAUCAACCUGCAGUACAUUUAGGCAAUGUGGCAAACGAAAAAGGAGAGAUGUUGUGCCUUUGACCACCACUCCUUCUCCAAAUGGUGUCACAGAAACCACCACCAUCACAUCACCAGCCAUCGUCAUACGCGCAGAAAACGUGGUGGCAACAAAAGAGGAAGAAGUCACAAUCAGCACGAAAAAACCUUCAGACUCCUCUGUGGGUCUCGGCGUGGCUGUGGGCAUCCUGGCAUUCGCCUGCAUCAUGACCAUAGCAAUGGGAGCAGUUUUCUACAAGAGACACUGGCACAACGCACCUUCAAAAAUGCCCCGGUGAGAUGAGACACCCUGUUCCUG